AUGGCCAAUUCCAAGUAUGAAUAUGUUAAGGCCUUCGAGCAACCCGAUAUCCUGCUUCCAAAUACAUGGAUCGUGAUCCGGAUCGACGGGCGCGGCUUCCACAAGUUUUCAGCCAAAUACGCUUUUGCGAAACCCAAUGAUCGCCGAGCACUGGAUCUGAUGAAUGCAGCAGCUAAGGCAGUAAUGAGUGAGCUGCCAGAUAUCGUUAUUGCGUACGGUGUCAGCGAUGAAUAUAGUAAGCUCGUUACUACGAUCGCAUCAACGUUCACGGCAUAUUUCGUCCAUCUAUGGCGGGAUUACUUCCCAGAUCUACAACUCUCUCCUCCCCUACCUAGCUUUGAUGGCAGGGCGGUUAUGUACCCCAGUGUACAGAACCUGAGAGAUUACAUGAGCUGGAGGCAGGUUGAUUGCCAUAUCAAUAAUCUCUAUAAUACGACCUUUUGGGCAUUGGUGCAGUCGGGUGGUAUGGAGGCCAAGGAUGCAGAGAAAGAGCUUGCAGGAACAGUAUCAAGUGAUAAGAAUGAGAUACUGUUCUCGAGAUUCAAAAUAAAUUACAACAAUGAGCCUGAGAUCUACAAAAAGGGCAGCGUGGCGUUUCGCGAUUACGAACUUGUUGAGCCCAGUUCUGCAUCAGAAAUGGUCGAAGAAGACUCCGCAAAGACUACAGAGCAAUUGGAGCUCUCAAAGACACAACAAGAAAAAGAUCGGAAGAGAAGGGCCAAAGCACGAAUCACUAUACAGCAUGUAGACGUUAUCAAGGAUGAAUUCUGGGAGAGGAGGCCAUGGCUUCUAUCGAAUAAGCCUGGAAAGAUACCCAAGGAGCCAUGA
Venustampulla echinocandica is the source of this 828-nucleotide messenger RNA. RefSeq names its product tRNA(His) guanylyltransferase. NCBI's taxonomy places the organism in Eukaryota, Fungi, Ascomycota, Leotiomycetes, Helotiales, Pleuroascaceae. The coding region runs from base 1 to 828 and encodes 275 amino acids. Gene Ontology annotation, molecular function: tRNA guanylyltransferase activity; magnesium ion binding. The record is from RefSeq and is a predicted model, not a curated record. The transcript has 7 exons. Gene Ontology annotation, biological process: tRNA modification.